Molecule: messenger RNA, 3250 nt
Organism: Aplysia californica (California sea hare)
Lineage: Eukaryota; Metazoa; Mollusca; Gastropoda; Aplysiida; Aplysiidae
Product: zinc finger protein 585B
Exons: 5
Coding region: 408-3080 (890 amino acids)
Biological process (GO): regulation of transcription by RNA polymerase II
Cellular component (GO): nucleus
Molecular function (GO): DNA-binding transcription factor activity, RNA polymerase II-specific; RNA polymerase II transcription regulatory region sequence-specific DNA binding
Source: RefSeq, a predicted model, not a curated record
AAAAAUUUCCUGUUUCUUCAGCAAUGCCGAUUAAUGUUUUUCGCAUUUUUUCUCACGAAAUUGAAUAACCGGUCACGACCACAGACAAUGUCAGACAUCCUGCUGCUCCAUUAGAUUUAGAUCUAGACUACGUCAGCGCCAUUUUGGACACCGGCUGUACCUACUCGCUUCGAUGCAAUUUAGGCUUGGCCUAGAAUCUAUCUAGAUUUAGAUCUAGACUCUAGUCUAGAUCUAGAUAUAUCUAGAGAUCUAGCCUUCUGUUUGUGUAGCUCAAUUUCUUGUCAUCACAAAAUAAGUGUAGUAUUCUGUGCUCGUCAUACAUCGGUGUUCAGCGUAGGCUAGGCCUACACUUCUUAAUUUCACUUCUAGCCUACUUCUAGUCUAGGCCUACUGACUUCUGAUUCGGAAUGGACAAGGUUCGUUUUAGACAUGGAGAGCCGUCAGGAACUUUUUGUGUGGCUUGGGGCUGCUCAAACAGACAGAAGACAGGGGAUGGAAGAAAGUUUCACAGGUUUCCAAAGGAUGCAUUGAGGAGAAAGAAAUGGAAGGCAGCCCUAAAAAGAGAUGCAUUUGAAGCCACUGACCAUUCCCGGAUCUGUAGCGACCACUUUGAAAAAGAGAGCUACAAUCAAUCUGGCCGAUUGAAAGACACUGCUGUUCCAACAAUCUUCAACUUUCCUGAUAACAUGUGUUUGACGAUGGUUGUCAAUCAAGGCUCUCAGGUCUCACCUUUGAACAAAGGUAGGGGAUGUCAAAGUAGCCACAAGACCAUGCGAAAGAUAGACAUCUCCCAAAUUUUUUCAGAGGCUGUGGUCAGUGUGGAUGAAGUCCGUAGGGCAGCUGAGACUUCUGUCUGUACUGUUGGCGUACAGACUGAUCCUGUUUACAUUUUGCCAAUGGAAGACGCAGAUUUGAUGACAUUUGGCACAGAUAGAGGAUUGUCUGCCCGCCUCACUCUGGACUCUGCACGGAGACCUCCAGGGACCAGCCAGGGUCUUGUGCGUCAUCACUGCAGGAUCUGCGGCGCUGCCUUCGUGGGCCAGCUACAGCUCAAGCUUCAUCAGUGGAUUCAUCAGAUGGCCCAGCCCAGCUCUCAGAGGAGAAGGGCAGCUUCAAUGUCUCAGAGGAAACUGGCCACUCCCGGUUCUGAGAAGAAGAAUGAAGGAGCGAGUUUGUCGAGGGUGCUGAAGGGUGUGAAUAACGGGGCGGAAGGUUCUGCAGCAGACGCAGAUCUUGGAGCGAUGGAGAUCACUGUGUUGUCUGACAGGAGAGUGAUAACGCCGUGGCAAACUGGGCAGGAGAAUGUGCCGGUAGUAGAACUUCCACGCGCUGUCAAGCAGACAGGUACUCUAGGGAUUAAGUCAGGGAUUAUUGUUGGGAAGAAAAGACCGGUUGGUAAGUUACAGCGAAGUUUGCUGAAGGACAGGCUGCCAAGGGAGGGUGGUCAGAAGAGAAGUGACAGCGAAGAUAAUACGCCAAAGAAGUGCCCAGUGUGCGGGGAGAUGUUUGUAAAGCCCGCGGCCCUGAGAAUUCACCUGUCUGAGCACCUGUACUACGACAUACAUCGAGGCCAGGUGUUGAUUCGUGGGGCCGUCUUGCCCAACACCAACGGGACCGGCGUGGACGUCAUGGAACAGACCUCGGCUGGUGAAGUCCUCGCGGGUGAGCAAGAGGGACCCCCGCCAGACGGGCUGGCCAAAUCAAACGGGCCUGUGCCAUAUAGCCACAGCGAUGUGAAAGGUAGUGAGUUCAGCUACGUGUGUACUCUGUGUAAUGUAGGAUUCAUGCGUAAGAAACAGUUGUGUGCGCAUCGGCACUCGGAGCACAGCAGCAUCAAAAGCGUGUACAAGGACAAGAGAUUGGUGCUCAAGUCGCCCUCGUCCAUCAGACGUAAGUCCAACAUGUGUGAGAUCUGUGGGGAGGUGUUCAAGUCACUUUACUCCAUGAAGAUCCAUGUGCUCCGCCACAAAGAGAACUUAUAUCAGGGCAAUAUUUGCCUCAAUGACUUUUCCACUUCUGACGUGCUCACAGUUCACAAGAAACUGCAAGAGCCGAAAGAUCUUGAAGCCCAGCCUGCUGAAAAGUCUGAAUUGAAAAAGUUUGUUUGCGAUGUCUGCGGCAAGACGGUUAAGUCAAUGAAGCAGUUGCAGAGCCACAUGUUACGCCAUACAGGUGGCGACAUAUACACAUGCCGAGUUUGCAAAGAGAAAUUCUCCUCCCUGAAGCUGUUAAAGACCCACCAGGCUGAGCAGGGCCACGUGGUCGACAAGCCGUUUAUCUGUGAGGUGUGCGGCACUGCUUACUCUCACAUCUUCAGUCUCAAGAGACAUCACUUCGUGACUCAUGUCAAGAACAAAGAUAAGGAGGAAAGGGUGAAACAGGGAGUGAAGAAGACAAGAGUUGAAGGAAGUUUCCCUUGCGAGUAUUGUGGAAAAGUUUUUGACUUCAAAGACAAGCUGCAGUGUCAUGUCGGUAAGCAUACCGGGGAGAAAUCCUAUAAGUGCGAAAUUUGCCACAAAACUUUUUGCUACCCGAGUUCUCUGUCCUUUCAUAAACGGAAGCAUAGGGAGACAAAGGUGAAAGAGAAGCUAAAAGUAAGAGUGACUUGUGAGUAUUGCCAUAAGGUUUUCUGCAGCCAGCAAAUACUGGCCAGUCACAUCAAAUACCACACCGGUGAAAAUCUCCACACCUGCGAAAUUUGCAAAAAGUCUUUUGCCUACAAGGCAUCAUUCGUCUUGCACAAACGGAGCCAUGCAGGUGAGCGACCUUACAAGUGUGACCUCUGUCCCCAGCGAUUUCUUCGCCCGUACAACUUAAGGUGUCACUACCGCAUCCACACGGGCGAGAAGCCAUAUCCGUGCCAGAUCUGUGGCCAGAAGUUUCGACAGCAGGGUGACCGCAACUCGCACCAGAAGCGUCACGCUACGCAGGCCGCCAAGGCAUCCAACAACGUGUCGAGCAGCACAGCAGCAGUCCAGACACAGGUGGAGGCUCAGGUCCCAGCCACAAUUCAGAUUCAAGUCCUCUCGCAGCAGGACAAUGAGACGGCCACAUCGGUCAUUAGUGUUCUUCAAGGCUAAUUAUUCUCUUAUACAUUGCACAAAGGGUCAUUCUACUUGACUUCUACACUCAGUAUGGAGACAGUGUUGGUGAUUCUUUUGAUUUUUUAAAUAAAAGAAGCCUUUAGAAAGCCUUAAUCUGCAGUGAAUUAUAAAUGGCUACAGACAAAAAAAUUAAGAAAAUGUCAGUC